Cannabis sativa is the source of this 663-nucleotide messenger RNA. Its product is annotated as calvin cycle protein CP12-1, chloroplastic. Gene Ontology annotation, cellular component: chloroplast. Lineage: Eukaryota; Viridiplantae; Streptophyta; Magnoliopsida; Rosales; Cannabaceae. The record is from RefSeq and is a predicted model, not a curated record. The transcript has a single exon. The coding region runs from base 76 to 459 and encodes 127 amino acids. Gene Ontology annotation, biological process: negative regulation of reductive pentose-phosphate cycle.
UCAUCACAACUUUCUCUUCAAUCAACUACAUUUCACAUUUCGCUUAAGCAUCUCCCCCAAAAAAACAAUAUCAAAAUGGCAACCACAAUGGCUGGCAUGAGCCUCUCGGCCCCAAGAAUCGUAGCAGGAGUAGACUCAGUGAAGGUCCAGCCCUUCAAGCCCGCCACGUGGCUGAACCAGCCAUGGAAGAGGAGUACUAGCGGCCGCUUGGCUUCCGUACGUCCCUUGUUCGCGGCGCCAGAUCAGAUAUCUGAGAAGGUAGCCGAGAGCAUCAAGAGCGCCGAAAGCGCUUGCUCUGACAACCCGGCUAGCGGCGAGUGCGUGGCGGCGUGGGACGAAGUGGAGGAGCUGAGCGCCGCGGCUAGCCACGCCAGGGACAAGAAGAAGACUUCUGACCCCUUGGAGGAGUACUGUAAGGACAACCCAGAAACUGAUGAGUGCCGUACUUAUGAAGAUUGAUUGAAUUUAUAGCAUAGCGUAAAUUCCAAAGUUACUUCUUCUUCUUCUUAUUUUGAUAUUAUUUACUAUUAAGAAAGGGAAAAAAAAAAAGUUUAUAAUUAGCUGUGUUAUAUAUUAUAUGACGCACUUAUUAAUUUGUACGUGUUUGUUAAUUAAUCUCCAUGAAGCCACAACUUAAUUAUAUUAUUUUGGUGAUGAUGAUAA